Messenger RNA from Aspergillus welwitschiae, 1212 nucleotides. RefSeq lists its product as uncharacterized. The transcript has a single exon. Bases 1 to 1212 code for a protein of 403 amino acids. NCBI's taxonomy places the organism in Eukaryota, Fungi, Ascomycota, Eurotiomycetes, Eurotiales, Aspergillaceae. The record is from RefSeq and is a predicted model, not a curated record.
AUGAAUCCAUUUGAUGAGCUUCCAUGUGAGAUUCUAUCCAUCAUCAUCACAGAAGCAGCGGAUUGGGUGGCCCUCGAAAGCCUUUUGCAAGUCUCUUCGAGGGUACGAGGACCCUUUGCUGGGGAUGGCGAGACCCCCGGAAACUGUGAAGCCAUUUAUAUAGUCAAAUCCAUAUUGACAGAAAAUACUAUGAUGCAUCACGAACUGCACGGCCUGUUUUGCAAGUGUAUUGCACUGCGCCAGUCCUCGUUGGCAGUUACUAGUCUCGAGCAGUUCAGGUCCGGGGACUAUGAUCAGUUGUCUGUGGCCUUCAAUUCAUCAAUAUCCCAAGCUUCGCUACGAGAGAUGGUGCAUGUCGGAGCUAACAUCCAACGGCUUGCAUGCGCUUGUUUGACCACAUUCCUGAGCAGGAUUCGGGGAAUUAAACCGCGGUACCUCACGCCAAGUGGCGAUGCACCAUACGAGCCGCGCGAAGCAGGCCCUCCCUCAUGGAUUGAAGAGUUUCGAGUCUAUCGCGCGUUGUGGCACUUCCAGUUCUACUCUGACCUGUUGGGUGCGGCUGAGCGACUAGACUUUCCGCAGGAAGACCUCGAGCUCUUGCGGACAAAGCCCCUCGCCUGGGAUAAUCCGUCUAGAAAAAUGAUGUCUGAACUUCUUUCGGUAAACGAAUGGCUGUGGGGUAUGUUCUGCGAGAAAGAAUUUUCCCCUACAAAACUCCCAGCGGCGAUGAUUUACCCCAAUAGCUAUCCAGAAUACGUGGAUCCUCUCCCUGAUCCUUCACAAUUGCAAGACGAAUAUUCGGUCUGGGCGCCUCCAGCUCUUCCUAUAAUUCCCUCUGAUGAUAGAGGUUCAUACGACUUUUGGGGCCAGGGAUCCGAAAUGGUCAACAGACUACGUGCGUCGAACGGACUCCACAUUUCCUCUGUGAGGAUUGACUAUGGCACACCAUCAGAACGUGGGUCCGUCUACUGCUACAGUGAUAAUCCAAUGUGGCGCGAAAUUGGUCUGAAAAUAUGGGAUGAUUGGCGGUUAUAUUGCCUUGGUCUUUGGUACGCGUUUGAUCAUCAAGGGCUGCGAAUUGAAAACAUCCUGUGUCCAGAUGGAUCCCAUAUCUCACAUGGCUGCUCUCCAAAGGGUAACGUGCAGGAUUUCGAUUACCGGUUGUCCUUCUUUUUCAAGCCCAGAGUGCUGGCAAGGAAAGAAUUUUAUUAA